This is a messenger RNA of Dreissena polymorpha, 5603 nucleotides long. RefSeq lists its product as uncharacterized. Bases 1681 to 4941 code for a protein of 1086 amino acids. Lineage: Eukaryota; Metazoa; Mollusca; Bivalvia; Myida; Dreissenidae. The transcript is spliced from 5 exons. The record is from RefSeq and is a predicted model, not a curated record.
GUACAAACAAAAGUUGGUAGAAGUUGUGGACAAUGCUUUAUUCAAAACCUUAUACCGUGUCCAAAUCAUUAUGUGUGUAAAAAGAGGAAAGGAAAUAACUGUUCUUUCCACAAUUCACAACAACGAAAGUCAUGUCAAACAUGUGAUAAAGUGAAGCAAGAUAUCACAUUGUUACACAGAUUUAUACGUCCUAGUUGGGAAAACACUAAAGCUGAACUAUGGGCGACGGAUCCGUGGGAAAUCGGUAAAUGCUACCUCCCACCGGACGGAUAUAGCAGCGUAUCAUCUGUGCAAAAAUCUGACUUCAAUGGUGUGGUUAGCGUUGUGUUGAGCUGCAAGCAUUUCGAGACAUGCCUCUCCGUCGCAUGUCUAUCACCGCCUCCACCUGAUAAGAAAUGCCCGCUAGAAAAGGUCCGACAAAUAGGCCGAGAUGUACGCCACACUGCCGACUGCAAGGUUACAGAUGCUGAUCUGCAGUACUUCUUUCUGACACUGACCACCCUACUUGCUGAUCCAGUCCGCUUAUUGCAUGAUACCUCAGCGACAGAAGCGCGCAGGAAACUCAGUGAUUUGCAGAAUGAUCGUCUUUCACUUGACGACUUGGGCAAGUUGUUGAAAGAAGCCAAUCAGACCCUCACACAAGCAAAAGAGGCCGGGGAACGUUUUUCCAAAGAGGCUGAAAGGACCCUACGUGAAGGUCUGAAUACCUUGGAGGCUACAAUACAGGCUGGAAAAGAUCGCAUUGAAAACCAGACACAGGCAGGAGAAAAACGCAUUGAAAUUAAGACACAAGAAAGCAUCAACCUCAUAAAUCGAACUGUGAUUGAAAAGGAGCAAGACGAAUACAAGCGAGGAGUAGCAGAACUGAUCGAAGGAAUGAAAAAACUGUACAACGACAAAUUAAAUUACAUGACAGUAUCUCCAGUGGAUGACUACAGCGUUGAAAAAUUACGAGAUAUGUAUAGGCCGCCAAAGAUUUUGGAAAUGUGUAAGGAAAUAAGGACGUUUAAGAAAACAGAAAAACAAGUUAAUACGUACAAGGGUGUGUUUUUAACAGAUAACACAGUUAACCCACGCAUAUUUAUUCAAGGUGAGGCAGGGUCUGGCAAAACAACAUUCUUAGCAAAAUUGGCCCUGGACUGGUGUGAAGGAGUUCAUGGUUCUAGUGCAUCGGAUAAAAGCAAAAUUAUCUUUGCUGAUUUUGACGCACUGCAAUGCUAUGAGUACGUUUUUCAUAUUACAUUGAGAAAAUCUGUAAACCAAUGUGACGCAUAUACUUUGAUUAAAGAACAAAUAAUAGACCGGAUCUACUCCGAAAAAGACCGCAAAAAAGCGUACGAACUUGUGAGUAAGAUCAUGAAACAUCAACGUUGCUUGGUACUACUUGAUGGUCUAGAUGAGUGGACAGGAUCUGAUGAUCAGCACAACCUACCGACAUUGGUAGUAGAUCACAACAAUUGUGUGAUGUUAAUUACAACACGGCCUUGGAAAUUGGCUGAAGGUAAAGUUAAACAUUAGGACAUAGACGCAUUGUUGCAACUGGAAGGAAUAAACGAGCCGUUUGAGCUAAGUAAAAUUAUACUAAGCCGCUUAGUAGAUAAGGAAGAACUUGAAAUAAAAUACACAACAUUUACUCUUUACGUAGAGAAACAGAAGCUCGAAGAGUUACUGUCGUCACCAAUGAUGCUCUCUGCAAUUGUAUGUGCAUAUGCAGACGGAAAAGAACUCAAAGGCUCUAAGUGUGAAAUAUACAUCCUCUUAGUGGAAAGUCUUUUUAAGAAAGCCAAUAGUUAUAAGUGUACAUUUGAACAGCCCCCCUUUCCGUGCUUCACACAGACUGAAUACAUACAGCCAAAUAUGGAAAACCUGAAUCGCCUUGCUGAAAUGGCCUUUCAUUUGUUGUUUUUAAAUGAAAGGGCAAAUUCAAUAGUGUUUAGCAUUAAAGAGUUGACGAAAUUCAAGAUUGAUGUAAUCAAGAACUUUGCAUUACAAUCCGGAAUUUUAACGGCGCAACGAACUGCAUCUGCAUCUGCACUGCGAUCAUCGUCAUCAUUUAUGUUUAUCCACCUCAGCAUGCAGGAAUUCCUCGCUGCUUAUCAUAUCGCCCGCAAUACGAAUCUUAUUGAUGGUAUUAUUUCUAUCUACCUUAACCGUAACCCGAAAGCCUAUCUCGACAUAGCACAGGUGUAUAUAUUCCUGUGUGGACUGGAUGUAUCAUGUGCGGAAAAGCUAUCAAGCAUGAUGGAUGAACGCAUUGCUUUGGAUACAUACUAUUUUACAAGCAGUCACGAGACUCACAAAAGGUUAAAUGAAAUCAUACUUGCAGGGUUGAGAGAAGCUAAUGCAAAUGGAUAUUCCGACAUUGCCCUUAAACUCAGUCACUUCUACUUCGAUAACAACAAUAUCAUUGAUCUUCAUAAGAUUUGGGAAAAUAACGCGGCUAAUGCGAUUGUGUUGGACGUUGCCAUCGAUGACAGGAAACCCUUAGAAAACCAACGAAUUUCACCUGGAAAUGACGAGUGUGCAUCUCAAAUUACAUUUGACCUUCAUUCAAGCCUGGAGCUGACACAUUUAGAGCUACGUGGACGUUGCAUAUUGGGAAAAGAUUCUGCCAGUGUGGGUACAUUGGAAUUUCCGGUCUGCAUUAUUCUAAAUAUUGCCGAUCCAACCCAGUGCACAGAGCUUCCACCUGUACUCCCCUCCAUCAAAUACAUUGACUUGACCAGUGUCACAUGUUCCUGUACCUGGCUACGCAGUCUGCUUAGCAUGAUGCUGACACAAAAUUGUAAUAUGAAAUGUUAUCUGGAUGACUGUCACUUAACUGCGUGUGGAGAGGGCGAAGUCAACACAUCAUACACGACUGGACGCAUAGGUUUAGAUGUAUAUCCAAACAAAAGCAUAUCAAUAAGCCUAACUAAUGAUACCGGUCUGUGGGAGAUUCUGCAUGGUCUGAGUAUUAAGAGUCUGAAACUAGAUGGUUGGGUUGUAAAGAGAGGUUGUAGAGUGAAUCAUGAAAAGUCGUUCUCACAGACGAUAGCAUCGCUCUCAAAGCUGGAAACACUAGAUAUUAAAAUGGAUGAAUUGACUCCUUGUGUGUGGGAGGCUCUCCGUGGUCUGAAUAUCAAGAGUCUGACUCUGAGCAGUAGGAAGUGGGGAGAGUUGCAUGCAGAGUCGUUGACUCAGUCGCAAUCAUCACUCAAGAGGCUGGAAACACUUGGAAUUGGUGUGACUGAAGACAGUCCUGGUCUGUGGAAGGCUCUCCAUGGUCUGAAUAUCAAGAGUUUGAGACUGGAUGGUUGGAAGGGGGAAGGAUUGAGGAUAAAUCAUUCACAGUCGUUGUCUCAGUCGCUAUCAUCGCUCAUGAGGCUGCAAAAACUUGAUAUUCAUGUGGCUGAAGAUAGUACUGGUCUUUGGGAGGCUUUCUAUGGCCUUAAUAUCAAUAAGCUGCGUGUGUUUUGUAAGGGUAGAGUAAAGUAUAAAGAGUCGUUGUCUCAUUUGCUACCAUCGCUUACACGGCUGGAAACACUUAGUAUUGGUGCGGAUGAAGCCUGUCCUGGUUUGUGGGAGGCUCUCCAAGGUUUGAGUGUCAAGAGUCUGACUAUUAAAGGUGAGAACAAAGGUUUCGAAUUAAAUCAUACAGAGUUGUUGUCUCAGUCACUAUCAUCACUCACACAGCUUGAAACACUCGAUAUUAGCGUAGAGGAACAGAGUACUGGUCUGUGGGAGGCUAUCCAUACUUUGAAUAUCAAGACUCUGAGUCUGAGUCUUGAUUGGAUUCAGUGGACCGAUUUGCGUACAGAGUCGUUGUCUAAAUCACUUUCAUCUCUCACACGUCUAGAAACUCUUAAUGUUAGUGUGUAUGCAGACAGUAGUUUACCUUGGAAGGCUCUCCAUGGUCUGAAUAUCAAGAGUCUAAGUCUGAGACUGAGUCUGAGUGAGUAUCGUAAAUGUAAAGAUUUGCAAGCAGAGUCGUUGUAUCAGUCAUUAGCAUCGCUCACACAGCUAGAAACGCUUAGUAUUACGUUACAUCCAAAACGCCGUGGUCUAUGGAGAGGUAUCCAUGGUCUGAAUAUAAAGAGACUGAGCCUGAAGAGUAAGGAGUGGGGAGGUUUGCAUAAAGAGUUGAUAUCCUUGUCACUUUCAUCGCUCACACAGCUGGACACUCUUUGUAUUGAGAUGCCGUGUGAUAAUCCAGGUCUGUGGGAGGCUGUACAUGGUCUGAAUAUUAAGAGUCUGAGUCUGAGUGGUUUGUGGAAACGUACUGGAAUUGACGUGAAGCAUACAGUGUCGAUGGCAAAGACACUUGCAUCGCUCAUACAUCUAGAAACACUAAGUAUUGAUGUGGAGCAUGAGAGUCCUGGUCUCUGGGAGGCUUUCCAUGGUCAGAAUAUCAAGAGUUUGAGUCUGAGUGGCGUGCGUAAAUCUUCCGGUAUUGAUGUGAAGCAUGCGGAAACGUUUUCUCAGUCGCUAUCAUCACUCACACAGCUGGAAACAUUAGCACUACAUGUCCAUACAUACAUCGCACUGCAGGUACCUCAAUCAUUGAAGUAUUUAAAUAUCUACUCUGACACAAUGCUACCAUCCAAAGUGCGCGAACUGGUGGACUCACUGGCUAUAUAUACUCAUUCAAUUGGGAUUAAGCUAGAAUUUGGUUGUGCUUCUAGUAUUGAUCCCCCAGAACGAAUCCCAGUUCAGGAAUACAUUCCAUUUCAACAGGAACUUGCUGCACGGAAAAAUGUUGCAGUAAAACGAUUCCGAAUAUAUGAAUGGCCUGAUUCUGCCGGUUAUGCCAUGUCUGUACGUGACAUUGGUGAUGUUGAUGACGCUGCUUGCGAUAUCCUUGAAGAUGAUGUUUAUAAAAAAUUUGCUAAAUAUAUCGAUCGUUACAUAAUCAAUCGAAUUUCAAUACUCAUUGAGAUAAGUCCAGGCUCAAUAUCUUGAAUUAGUGUUUGUUUUUGAUGAAUACUAUAUUAAUAUGAACCUGGUUGUAUAUUAAAUAUAUAUUGUACCAAUUGAAACUGUUUUGCCAUGUGGCGUAUAAUACUUUUUUAUGUUGUUUUCUCUACACAUGAAAUUGAGCUAUAACAUAUACUAACUUAAUGUGUUGUUGACUUUUCGACGAUAGGUGUUACAAGAAAAUAUGGUAGAAACACAUUAUCUUCCUAUUUCAAAACGGUCUUAGUCUAAUGUAUGUUGACAUUCAUUCACAUUAUAUACAUAUGCUCAUCUCAAUUUUAAGAGAUAUUUCGCCGAAGCUUUUCUCUUAUAUGUAGUUAUUAUUAAAAUCAACACAAUUGUGUAAAUACGGCUCCUAAGUCGAUAAUGCCGUGAGAUUCAAAUCAGCGAACAACAUAAUGUUAAUUUUUGCUACCGAGCAAGUGACAAACUACUAAACGAAAUAAAACUGUAGACAGAUAUUAUGUUUAUGCUUUGUGUCAAUGUUAUUGUAUAAGUUUAAAUUCAAUGUAUGCCUUUGUUUUAAUGACUUAUACAAUUUGGAACAUGUUGAUACAAUUUUAUUAGUGCGCUUUUAAGCAUGUACAUGUUCACAUAAUUGUCAACGCAUUUGACUUCACCUAUAAAUAUUAAAUAUACAAGCUUUA